This is a messenger RNA of Numida meleagris (helmeted guineafowl), 1924 nucleotides long. RefSeq names its product guanidinoacetate N-methyltransferase (gene GAMT). Bases 854 to 1567 code for a protein of 237 amino acids. The record is from RefSeq and is a predicted model, not a curated record. Gene Ontology annotation, cellular component: cytoplasm; nucleus. Gene Ontology annotation, biological process: creatine biosynthetic process. NCBI's taxonomy places the organism in Eukaryota, Metazoa, Chordata, Aves, Galliformes, Numididae. Gene Ontology annotation, molecular function: guanidinoacetate N-methyltransferase activity. The transcript is spliced from 6 exons.
GGGCGGGGCGGGGCUCUAUGGCGCGGCCCGGCCUUGGCGCGUAGGCCGACGGGGGGCACGGGAGCGGCGCGCGUCCCCGGCGCUCAGCGCGGCGCUGGCGUUCAGGCCCAAUCCGCAGCGCGGCCCCGUUGAAUGGCUGCGGGUCGACCCCAGUGCGCAGAGCCGAGUGCGCAGCGCGGCACCAAUGCGCGGCUCCGGCGCUCGCCACGGUCCCGGUGUGUGGCCUCAGUGCGUGGCACGGCCUUGCUGUGCAGCCCCGCUGUGUGGUGCGUGGCUCCUGGUGCAUGCCCCGGUGCACAGCACAGCACAGUGUGCAGCUGCAGUACUGACCCCAAGCCCAGCGCACAGAGCAGCUUACACAGAGCAGCCUUGGUGCGUGGCCCCAGUGCAAGGCACGGCCGCAGUGCAUGGACCCAGUGCACAGCACAACCCCGUGCAUGGCUCCUGCAGAUAGAACUGCUCCUUUGCACGGCUCCGGUGCACGGUGUGACCCUGAUGCGUGGCUCCAAUACAUGGUGUAACCCUGGUGCACAGCACAAUGCGCAGUGCAGCACAGCGCACAGCCCCAGCCUGAUGCACCAACCCAGCCCAGCUCUGACCCACGGCGGCACCGCAGCCCCACACAGCUCAGAGCACGGUGCCACCCACACCCCAGCAGCUCUGCCCAAACCCCCACUCCCCCCAACCACCCCCCUGCACCCAGCACCGCCCCCUGAUACCCUUUCACCCCAGAGGGGCCCCAGCGCGAUGUGCACACUCAGCUCUUUCCCAGCCCCGGCUAUUUAAAGCCGGACAGCACCGUGAGCCCUCUCCUCCCCCUGCACCGUGAGCCCUUGGACUUUCUCCCGCAGCCAUGAGCGCCCGCUCAGCCACAGCUCCCAUAUUCACCGAGGGUGAAGACUGCAAGGCUGCAUGGCGGGAGGCCACGGCCGCCUACGAUGCCCCCGACACCCACCUGGAGAUCCUGGGGAAGCCGGUGAUGGAACGCUGGGAGACCCCCUACAUGCACUCGCUAGCAACUGUGGCUGCCUCCAGGGGUGGCCGCGUGCUGGAGGUGGGCUUCGGCAUGGCCAUCGCCGCCACCAAGGUGCAGGAGUUUGACAUCGAGGAGCACUGGAUCGUGGAAUGCAACGACGGCGUGUUCCAGCGGCUGGAGGAGUGGGCACGGGCGCAGCCACACAAGGUGGUGCCGCUGAAGGGGCUGUGGGAGGAUGUGGUGCCUACGCUGCCGGACGGGCACUUCUCUGGAAUCCUGUACGACACGUACCCGCUGUCAGCGCAGACCUGGCACACGCACCAGUUUGCCUUCAUCAAGGACCAUGCCUUCCGCCUGCUGCGGCCCGGGGGGGUCCUCACCUACUGCAACCUCACCUCGUGGGGGGAGCUGCUGAAGAGCAAGUACAGUGACAUCGAGAAGAUGUUCGAGGAGACACAGGUGGCACAGCUGCUGGAGGCCGGCUUCAGGAGGGAGAACAUCAGCACGGCCGUGAUGGAGCUGGUGCCCCCCCGGGAGUGCCGCUACUACUCCUUCCAUAGGAUGAUCACCCCCCGCGUGGUGAAGCACUGAGCGCAGCGAGCUCUGCUCUAAGGGAUCCCUCCGGCUGCAAACCCGAAGGGGCUCCCGCCGUCAUUCACUCUAAGAGCACAAUUGUUUGUUAAACCAGGGCUCCAUUUCCAUGCACAAGCCAAACAAGCCACGCCAGGCAGGAGGAAUGGGGGAGAUGGGGCAGUUUGAGGCACGUUUGUUAGAACUGGAUUUCCCACGCGUUUCCAGCGAAAGUUGCCUCAGAUUUUUGGCUAAUGUCCAUUUAAAUAAGCUCUGAUUCUUAUGACCCUCGUACAGUUCAAUAGUGCAUAAAGGACGUUCCCCCUCUCUCUACCCAGAAGGGCCGAAACCCAUUAAAACAGGAUGAAGUGCACAACA